AUGGCUUGGAAUCUCGACUUGCUUGAUGUAUCAGCAACCGGUUUGGCGUAUAUCUGCCUGGGAGGUUUUGUUGUUUUGUUCUCCAUGAUCUCGCUCCUGGUGAGGGAAAAGCUUUACAUCAGUGAAGUCGUACUUGGGACGGCCUUUGGAAUACUUAUGGGCCCUCUUGUCGCAAAUAUAUUCGACCCUCGAUCCUGGGGAACAGAUUCGAACGUGAUCACUCUGGAAGUAAUGAGAGUGGUCUUGGCCACCGGACUUUUCGCUAUUGGCAUCGAGCUACCCCAGUCUUACUUGGCGGAGCACGCCAAGGGGCUCUUAGUCUUGGUUAUUCCUACAAUGGCGUUCGGAUGGCUUGUCGUUGCAGGCAUAAUGGACGCUCUAUUCCCGCACCUUGACUUCAUUUCAUGUCUCGUUAUAGCAGCAUGCCUCACUCCCACAGAUCCAGUUAUCUGUGCAACAAUCGUCGGAGGGAAGUAUGCUGUGAAGCACGUCCCUGUAAACCUUCGCCGUAUCUUGGCCGCAGAGUCAGCAGCAAAUGACGGACUAGCCUAUCCCUUCCUCAGCAUCUCAAUAUAUCUCACUAUUGAAGCUUCUCGCGGUGCUGCAUUCAGCAAGUGGUUCGUGGUGGGCUGGCUAUACCAAGUCAUUUUGGGCACAGUAAUCGGGGCUGUCCUGGGUUUAGCUUUCUCCCGUCUCAUGAAAUACACCCAUAAAAAAGGUUACAUCGAUAGAGAGUCCUACGUGGCGCAGUAUCUGGCCCUCGCCAUAUUCACAAUUGGGAUAGUCCGCACACUUGGAAGCGAUGACCUCCUCGCUGCCUUCGCUGCCGGAAGCGCGAUAUCAUGGGACGGUCAUUUCAACGAUCAGGUGGAAGGGGAAGUAUUUGCCUCAGUGAUCGACCUCGUCCUCAACUGUGCUUGCUUCAUCUACAUCGGCGCUUGGAUUCCCUUCCAUACAUUCAACUCUGCUCAUUUAUUUGUCUCGCCUUGGCAGCUCGUCGUUCUGGUGAUCACUAUUCUGCUUCUACGAAGAAUCCCUUUCGUACUUCUCCUCCAUUUCUGGGUUCCAGAAAUCACGACUUGGCAGGAGGCUUUGUUCUGUGGGCAUUUUGGUGGGCCUGAGUUUAUUCAUUUGAGUAUGGGGGUUGGCGCGAUUUUCGUAUCAACUUUAGCACUGACCCGACUCCCCGAACCACAAAGCCCGCCUCAAAGCCAGGCCGAGCUACUCGCGGCUGUCCUGCACCCCAUUGUGUCGUUUGUAGUCCUCUGUUCCAUCAUUAUUCAUGGGCUGUCUAUUCCGUUCUUCUCUUUCAGUCGCAAGGCUACACGCUCGCUGUCGAUCUCUGCGACUUUAGCUUCUGGAAAUGUUCCUGAGUGGCUUGUUUCCGCGCGAAGGGCGCCAACUUCAGAUAACAUUGCCAAGAGGGGUUCGACACCGCUCCACACUGGGACAAGUCCCGCUGCAGACAUCGAGGCUGGUUCUACGGCAACCCCCACUCAUCCGCAACUUAGUUCACACAAUGUCAACCGCGUUUCUGUUGAUGGCGAAGUAUGUGUACACCUGUUCUCCUGGGUGAUCUCCGAGUCGCUGACUUUUUUGAAGGCUGAUGUCGGAACGUACGUUCAAGAGGGACCUAUCAUCGGUGGAGAAGCUAGUGGCAAUGUCGAUGGCAAAGCAGUCCGAUUCCCCUCCGAUGAAUAA
Messenger RNA from Pleurotus ostreatus (oyster mushroom), 1701 nucleotides. RefSeq lists its product as uncharacterized. The record is from RefSeq and is a predicted model, not a curated record. The coding region runs from base 1 to 1701 and encodes 566 amino acids. Gene Ontology annotation, cellular component: plasma membrane. The transcript is spliced from 10 exons. Gene Ontology annotation, molecular function: sodium:proton antiporter activity. Lineage: Eukaryota; Fungi; Basidiomycota; Agaricomycetes; Agaricales; Pleurotaceae. Gene Ontology annotation, biological process: proton export across plasma membrane; intracellular potassium ion homeostasis; regulation of membrane potential.